GCUUCACGUUCUCCAGCUCCCACUCGAGCCGCUGCGGCACAGCCACGGGUAGCUCCAACAUGAGCAGUCAACAGUCACCGGUCAGCAUGACCACAGGGACACUCGGAGUACUGGACGAGACCAGUGAAAACAUGAGUGGCUACUCCAGUACCCCAGCCAACAUGUUGAGCCCGCGGCCCCUGCCGCCCAUCCCCCAACAACAGAUGCCCCCACACAUGGUCCACAUGCAGGCCGGCCAGUACGGCCACAGCGCAUACCUCUACAACCAGCAGAUGCAGGGAAAUACAGACAUGACUCCCAGCAUGCAGCAGCAGUUGCGUCCUCAGUACCCCCAGGCCUACACCGGCUUCAACAGUUGUCGCAUGGGAGCCAUGCAAGCCCAGAGGAUGAUCAGCAUGCAGAACUUCAACCCAGACUCCUUCAACAUGCCCCUGGACGGGAUGCCUCAACCUGGUUUCACAGACACAACCUCGUUGCCAACGCUGGAGUCCCUGCCCGUCCCUGCAGAGCCAGGCAUGCAGCAGUACCUACAGUUGACAGCAAUUGACCGCUGCAACAGUCGGACAUCAGUCUAUGCCGACGGCACCACCUGAUCGAGGGGCGGGCUUGUGCUAUAAAUAGUUUUUUAGACUUUGGCCCACUCUGUGCGGCUCGUUGUUACUCUUGUUGAUCGUAAACUUCAGUCUGCCAUUAAUAAACGUGAUUGUAUUUAUCCGUCGCAAAAACUACAACGGAUGGAGAGAAAAGUGAUUGUAUUUAUCCGUCGCAAAAACUACAACGGAUGGAGAGAAAAGUGAUUGUAUUUAUCCGUCGCAAAAACUACAACGGAUGGAGAGAAAAGUGAUUGUAUUUAUCCGUCGCAAAAACUACAUCGGAUGGAGAGAAAAGUGAUUGUAUUUAUCCGUCUCAAAAGUACUACGGAUGGAGAAAAAAGUGAUUGUAUUUAUCCGUCGUAAAACUACAACAGUUGGAGAGAGGAGCUCCCCACUAUUACUGUUGUGAAAGUUUACAGUGAUAUUGCCUCCACUACAUAUUCAUACGGAAUGAUAAUAAUAAUAAUAAUAUCAUAAUAAUAAUAUGAUAAUAAUAAUGAUAAACUGUACAGUGAAAUGAAAGUUAUUCAUGUAGAAUAUGCUGUAUAGUAUGCUGAAGUCGAUUGCAUUAUUUUCAGAUUCAAAAGAUAGCUGAAAGGGAUGUAUUACAAAGUAGGAUUACAAUUACCGUGACGAAUGCUGGUUCAUGAAAGGGAUGUAUAGUCGAUCAUUAUUAACCCGGACCUAUUUGUCUUAUGUUGAGGUCGUAAAGAUAUCUACUACCAACAAAAUGAUGGUGUAAAGAUAGUUGACUGUUCGUUGUGAAUAUCCAUUAAAGUGUCUUGUGGUACACAUGGAAUGUACCUUACCUUGGUCUACAUCACUCAUUGUCCAUACGCAUGCGCACUGUUGAACACUCGUGAUGGCAUCAUCAAUGAUAUGGUGUAAACUUUGAUUAUUCGCAAAGAGCAUAUAAUAUACAUAUACUGAAAUAUAUAUUUAAAGUGUUACCUUGUCCUUGCAUAUAAUGUAUGUAGUAUGUUUCACAUAUGAUAGAGUGUGUUAUGAAAAUGAUAUGCUUUCCUCUGAUAACUGAGUCAGGUGUAAACGCAGUCCUCAAAACAAAAA
Molecule: messenger RNA, 1661 nt
Organism: Aplysia californica (California sea hare)
Lineage: Eukaryota; Metazoa; Mollusca; Gastropoda; Aplysiida; Aplysiidae
Source: RefSeq, a predicted model, not a curated record